GCCAAAAAAGAAGAUAUAUGGUAUAAAAUUAAAUAAAAAUAUAUUGAUUAUUAUAUUUAGACUUUCUACUUUGCACUAAUAACAAAAAAAACAACAAAUAGCGUGAUUGAAAAAACCAUGUCGGAAGUCGUCUAUAGCGGAAUCGCCCAAAUAUAAUGUUCUCACAAGUUGAAACUUUUUUGAAACAUUUGAAACUUUUGUUUAAAAUCUGUAAAUAAUCUAUGUAGCCAUGAUAUUCAAAUAAUUCAGUUUGUUUUAUUUUUGCGAAAAAUGUAAUAUUUUUGUGAUAUUUUGUUUUUUUUAUCAACACCUGCCUAAAUAUGACAGAACCAAACUCAGACGAAACUAAAAUAAAUGAUACAGCCGAACAAAUAGUUCUGUUAGACCAAACAAAUUCAAUAGCAUCAAAAACUUCAUCCAUUACAAGUCCAGUAAAAGAAAGAAGCUCUGGUAAAAGAUCACCAUCUAUUCAAAAUAAUAAUGAUAUUUUAGAAAACCCCACUCUAUCAACCAAAAUUUUCACUAAAGAAAAAAGCAAAUCACCAUCAAUCAAAAGCCCACCCAAUUUAGUUAUCAAAAGCCCAACCAAACCUCUAUCAUCUGCCAACCUAGUGUCUGUUCGAAAAAGCAUUGUGGAUGGAAUGGAAAAAUCAGCAAAGUUACUUGGCAAAGCUGUAAAAGCAGAUCAAUUACUGUCUGAUAAUAGACAAGGUUCAACUAAACCUAAUAGUAAAAGUGAAAGUCCUAUCAAAAGCCCAGCUAACAAAAUCCCUGCCCAAACUACAGACACUCCUGAUCGAGUUUCUGUUCAAAAGAUUAUUGGGGAUAGACUAGAAGCAAUGGACACAUCAGAGAAAAUACAAGACAAAAUUAUUGAACUAGCCCCUGAAGUUGAUACUAAUAUUGACAAAAUAGCAGCAAUGAGUCAAGUAUUAACAUCUGAAGCUAAUGAAUUGAGAAAAUCUAUAAGAACUCUAUCAGAAGACAUUGCUCGCACUAAACAAGAUUUAUACCAUGAUGUUACGGAUAAGGAAGAAAACAAUUCAAUAGAUUUCCCGUAUCAUCUCUUUUUACUUGAAUUAAUCAUAAAUAAAAUUCAAAUGAAAUGUGAAUGCUUCGACACUGACUCUAACAAUUUAGUAAUAACUGCCACGUUUUUGGGUAAACAUCCAAUUGUACUGUACGAACCGACAAAUGAUGGUGAAAUUGAAAAUAUCAGCCAACUUAAUGUGGGAAAGUCCACCAUGUUUGCCAUGACAUAUGAUAAAAUAUGCAGUAUAGACAGAUUUGAAAUAUUUCUCGAUAUUACUAAACAGCCACCUUGUAGUCAUUGUGUGACGAAAAUAGCUGAGACACAUAUGGACUACACUAAAGAGUUCUCGAAACUGAGAGAAGAGUUGUGUAAAAAAUGGCGCACACAACAACCGAAAGACGAUAUUCAAUGUACCACGUCGACGCCACUAGAUAAGAGCCAAUUCUAUUUGUCGUGUGGUGAAAGUGAGAAUCCUGAGCCUAUUGGCAUAAUUGAAGUUUCAGCUAGAAUGUCGUUUCUUGGAAAGGAAAUCACAACUGCUUUUAAAGAAUCUCCAAAACCAAGAGCAACUUGUUCAAUGAUGGACAACAACAACGGUAUAUCCAUGUGUGCAUCUCACAAAGUAGAGAUGGAUGGAACUGGUAAUAUUCUGUUGGACGAAGAUGUAAUGACCCGGAAAGGAACACCUUAUAAAAGACAGGGGUACCCCACGAGUAGAAUGGCAAGUCCUAUUUCGCAGGACACGUCCAUAAGUCGUCAUUUAACAAGUAAAAGAUAUUAUGUAGAGCCAACUUAUUUCAAUCCCAUGAAAGAUGAAAUACGUAGAUACGAUGAAAUUUGUACUCAAAUGAAUGAAAAUCAGCUGAAGAUUAGAGUACCGAAACAAACUAGAGUAGAUAAAGUCAGAAAUUAUGAGAAAAUAAAUGAAACGUGUAUUUGUGAAGACAACCCUUAUAACAGUGGUGAACAAAUACAGUUUGAAUUGCCAAAUGAUUAUUCUAACAAUACUCACAGUUCUAAUCUAAAAUAUAAAUAUAACGCAUGUGAAAGAAAAUACGAAAACAAGGAGAGGAAAGUUGUGAACGUUACACCGAGUAACUGCCCGGCUCCAGUGACUUUGGAAAAGAUGCCGCAUCCGCAAAAAGACGUUUUCAUACUUAAAAUUGGAAAGAGAAUGGAAACUAAGGACAAGAAAACAGAUCUAGAAAUAGAACUUGUAACUCCAAAAGCACCAGCCGCACCAGACACUACUUGUCAAUCAAAACAAGUGAGCGCGAUGGACUUGGGUAAAACGGUCAAUUUGAAGGGCAAGGGUUCAAAAAGUAAAGGUAAAAAGAAAGGUAAAGGGAAAAGCAAAGGCAAAGGUGCGGCUAAAGGCAAAAGCCUCGGUAAAGGCAAAACUAAAGGUGCGGGCAAAAGCGGUGGAGUUUUCAGUAAAGACGUAUUAAAAGGAGGGGGUUUACACAACAGUGGGAGUGGUGGUGGGUCGCGGGGAUCGGGCAAGGAAGGUCAAAAUAGUAACUUAAAAGGUGGGGGUUUACACAAUAGUGGGAGUGGGGGUGCGACGCGGGGAUCGGGCAAGGGAGGUCAAAAUAGUAACUUAAAAGGUGGGGGUUUACACAAUAGUGGGAGUGGGGGUGCGACGCGGGGAUCGGGCAAGGGAGGUCAAAAUAGUAACUUAAAAGGAGGGGGUUUGUACAAUAGUGGGAGUGGUGGUGGGUCGCGGGGAUCGGGCAAGGGAGGUCAAAAUAGUAACCCAAAAGGUAAAGCCAGCGAAACAGGAAGGAAAUCGAAGAUCUGGCCUGGGCGAGUUCAGGAUCCGAGAUCUGAACGACGAGAUCAACAAGCUGAUGCGGGAGAAGCGGCACUGGGAGGUGCAGAUCAAGUCGUUGGGUGGGCCGGACCAUGCCCGUGUCGGGCCACGUAUGCUGGACCAGGAUGGCAAGGAAGUGCCGGGCAACCGGGGGUACAAGUAUUUUGGUGCUGCUAAGGAUUUGCCAGGAGUCCGCGAGUUAUUCGAACAAGAGCCGCCGCCGCCGCCGCGCCGCACUCGCGCCGAUCUCAUGCGGGACGUGGACGCAGACUACUACGGGUAUCGAGACGAUGAUGAUGGCAUUCUGCUGCCACUGGAGAAGGA
Molecule: messenger RNA, 3170 nt
Organism: Plutella xylostella (diamondback moth)
Lineage: Eukaryota; Metazoa; Arthropoda; Insecta; Lepidoptera; Plutellidae
Product: pre-mRNA-splicing factor ISY1 homolog
Biological process (GO): generation of catalytic spliceosome for second transesterification step
Source: RefSeq, a predicted model, not a curated record